CAUCUUUCCCGCCCAACUUCAAAAAAAAAAGGAAAGGAAAAUAAAAAUUAGGGUUAGGCACACCAAAAUCUCCACAAAAACCCAAAAUAUUCUCUACUGCAGUGUAAAGAAAUGGCAACAACUCCCAUGGAUAUAUCAAUUCAAAAAUCUAUCGAAACCACCACAACCCAUGAUGAAUCCGAUGGACACGGUGUCUCUUUUCCCUCCUCAUCCCCUUCCCCCAUUCACACUCAUCACAAAUUCCUCGUUUCUGUUGAAGUUUGCUUAAAACCCUCAAGCACCGCUCGCAUUGAAGAUGUUCGGUUAGCUGUUGAAAGAAUGCUUGAAAAGAGGAGUUUAAGCUAUGCUGAUGGACCAAUUCCGGUGCCAAUUGAUGACCAAUUUCUAUUUGAAAAUGUACAAAGAAUAAGUGUCUGCGAUACAGAUGAAUGGGUGAACAAUCAUGAUAUUCUUCUUUUCUGGCAAGUCAAACCUGUUGUACAUGUCUUUCAGCUUAGUGAGGAAGGACCAUGUGAGGAGCUAAGUGGGGAUGGCCAACUUUCUAGCUUUAAUGAAUGGAUCCUUCCAGCUAUGGAAUUUGAUGGGAUGUGGGAAAGCUUAAUUUAUGAAUCUGGGCUCAAGCAAAGGUUGCUGCGGUAUGCAGCCAGUGCAUUGCUCUUUACUGAAAAGGGUGUUAAUCCUUUUCUUGUUUCAUGGAAUCGCCUUAUUCUCUUACAUGGACCUCCAGGGACUGGGAAGACAUCUUUAUGUAAAGCAUUGGCUCAGAAACUAUCAAUACGAUUUAACUCCAGAUACCCCCAAUGCCAAUUGAUUGAAGUGAAUGCUCAUUCUUUGUUUAGCAAAUGGUUCUCUGAAAGUGGCAAGCUGGUUGCAAAGCUUUUCCAAAAAAUACAGGAAAUGAUAGAGGAAGAAAACAAUCUGGUAUUUGUUUUGAUUGAUGAAGUUGAAAGCCUUGCUGCUGCUAGAAAAGCUGCAUUAUCUGGUUCUGAACCUUCAGAUUCUAUUCGAGUUGUGAAUGCUCUAUUAACGCAGAUGGACAAAUUGAAAGCAUCACCAAAUGUGAUCAUCCUGACUACAUCAAAUAUAACUGCUGCUAUUGAUAUUGCAUUUGUUGAUCGAGCUGACAUCAAAGCAUAUGUUGGUCCUCCAACUCUUCAAGCUCGUUAUGAAAUUCUAAGAUCCUGCUUGCAAGAACUCCUGCGAACAGGAAUAGUAUCAAAUUUCCAGGGCUCUGACCAUCUCGUGCUUCCAGAUUAUUCAACCUUGAGAGAGAAAUUAAAUGCACCAACCGAAGCUCAGCCCGUGCUGAACUUUUGCAAGCAAUUGCUUGAAGCUGCAGAGGCAUGUGAGGGGAUGAGUGGAAGAUCAUUAAGAAAACUUCCAUUUUUGGCACAUGGAGCUCUUUCAGAUCCAUACAGUUGUAAUGCUAGCGAAUUCUUGUGUGCAAUGAUAGAUACAGCAAGGAGGGAGCAUUCUGAGCUACCUGAAUCCUGAUUAUUAGCUUUUACUCCAUCUGAAAAAUGUGCCAAACACUAAAUGUAAAAGACCUGCCUUGUAUUUUGAUGCAACUCAUGUCUCAGCAUCUUCAGAAUGAGAUUCCUGUCCGUUUUCAGGGUUGCUCAUAACAUGAAAUAAUUAGUUACAUAGAGACUGGAUAUCUUUUUUAGCCUGCCUGCCUAUUUAAGCUCUUGCCAGCUCUUGUAGAAGUUUAUUGAAGAAAACUUCCCAUGUAAAUAGUUAACUAUACCGAGUGUUAACAUGUUUCUUCAAUUCCUUUUGAA
Molecule: messenger RNA, 1781 nt
Organism: Populus trichocarpa (black cottonwood)
Lineage: Eukaryota; Viridiplantae; Streptophyta; Magnoliopsida; Malpighiales; Salicaceae
Product: pachytene checkpoint protein 2 homolog
Exons: 14
Coding region: 112-1494 (460 amino acids)
Biological process (GO): reciprocal meiotic recombination; meiotic recombination checkpoint signaling
Cellular component (GO): nucleus; chromosome
Molecular function (GO): ATP hydrolysis activity; ATP binding
Source: RefSeq, a predicted model, not a curated record